CCAAACUCAUCACUUUUUCGGCAUAACAAAGAAAGAAAACAAUCAAAAAUUUAGUCUACGAAGAGAGUUUGAAAGAAUUAGUUCGAAAGUGUUUUUUUUUUAUAGAGAAAUAAUGUCAAAAUUGCUGUUUUUACUAUUUUUGGCUGGAUUGCAAGUAGCAUUCGGGCGUUAUCAUCCCUUAUCCGAUAAAUUCAUCGAGGAAAUUAACUCGAAAGCGACAACAUGGCGUGCCGGCAGAAAUUUCGACGAAAGUGUCUCGAUGGAUUACAUUCGUAAGAUGAUGGGAGUUCAUCCGGAUGCUCAUCGUUUCCGUGAUCCCGUGAUGUUGCACGAAAUUAGCGAUGACGAGGACUUCCCGGAGAACUUUGAUGCACGCGAACAAUGGCCCAAUUGCCCGACAAUUAAGGAGGUUCGGGAUCAAGGAGGAUGCGGAUCAUGUUGGGCUUUCGGAGCAGUUGAAGCAAUGUCAGAUCGUUAUUGCAUCCAUUCUAAUGGCACGAAGCACGUUCAUUUCUCCGCUGAUGAUUUGGUUUCAUGUUGUCACUUAUGCGGUUUUGGCUGCAACGGAGGCUUUCCCGGCGCUGCUUGGUCUUAUUGGGUCCGUAAAGGAAUCGUUUCCGGAGGUCCUUAUGGCAGCAAUCAAGGAUGUCGCCCGUAUGAAAUUGCUCCGUGCGAACAUCAUGUCAACGGAACUCGUCCUCCAUGCGAAGCUGGCGGCAAAACUCCCAAAUGCAACAAAAAAUGCGAAGGUUCUUAUCCCGUAAAAUACUCGCAAGACAAACGUUUCGGCUUGAAAUCGUAUUCUGUCGCAAGUCAUCCGGAGCAAAUCCAAAAGGAAAUUAUGACAAAUGGACCUGUUGAAGGAGCUUUUACCGUUUACGAGGAUUUAAUUAACUACAAGGAGGGCGUUUAUCAACACACAACGGGAAAAAUGCUCGGAGGACAUGCCAUUCGGAUUCUCGGAUGGGGCGUCGAGAACGAUACGCCAUAUUGGUUGAUCGCAAACAGCUGGAAUACGGAUUGGGGAAAUAAUGGAUUUUUCAAGAUUUUACGCGGAUCUGAUCAUUUGGGCAUUGAGAGUCAAAUUUCAGCUGGAUUGCCAAAAUAUUAAGGUUGUGAAGGGAUUUUUUGUAAAAAAAUGGCAGCCAAAGAAGAAAUUCUGCUAUUUUUCGAGUAGUUUAUAGUUGUUGAAGACUUUCAUUCCACAAAUUUAAAGUUUGAAA
This is a messenger RNA of Culicoides brevitarsis, 1223 nucleotides long. It is a transcript of the gene CtsB, whose product is annotated as cathepsin B. NCBI's taxonomy places the organism in Eukaryota, Metazoa, Arthropoda, Insecta, Diptera, Ceratopogonidae. The record is from RefSeq and is a predicted model, not a curated record. The transcript is spliced from 4 exons. Gene Ontology annotation, cellular component: lysosome. Gene Ontology annotation, molecular function: cysteine-type endopeptidase activity. Gene Ontology annotation, biological process: regulation of catalytic activity. The coding region runs from base 113 to 1111 and encodes 332 amino acids.